Molecule: messenger RNA, 1405 nt
Organism: Pistacia vera
Lineage: Eukaryota; Viridiplantae; Streptophyta; Magnoliopsida; Sapindales; Anacardiaceae
Product: omega-amidase, chloroplastic-like
Exons: 10
Coding region: 1-1098 (365 amino acids)
Biological process (GO): oxaloacetate metabolic process; L-glutamine metabolic process
Cellular component (GO): mitochondrion
Molecular function (GO): omega-amidase activity
Source: RefSeq, a predicted model, not a curated record
AUGAAGUCAGCUGCCUCCUCACUUCUGGGCUCCAAGAUUCUUCUCAAUUUCAAUCACUCUCCUCUCCCUCGCUCCUCCUCUAUUUUCUACGCCAAAUCCAUUCCUCACGCUCACGCUCACUCUCGCCCGCCCUCUUUCCUCCGCACUUAUUCAUCACGAACCUCUGCUCCAAUCAUGGCUGCUUCUUUCAAGCCUGAACAAGCCAGGAACCCUCCUGCUCUUCCCUUGCCCACUCCUCCAAUCACCAAGUUCAAGAUUGGAUUAUGCCAAUUAUCUGUGACGGCCGAUAAAGAGAGGAAUAUUGCGCAUGCUCGCACUGCCAUCCAAGAGGCUGCUGAGAGGGGUGCCAAGCUCGUUGUUUUGCCUGAAAUUUGGAACAGUCCAUAUUCCAAUGACUCCUUCCCAGUUUAUGCUGAGGACAUUGAUGCGGGUGGUGAUGCAUCACCAUCUACGGCUAUGCUUGCUGAAACUUCUCGUCUUCUGAACAUCACAAUUGUUGGUGGUUCUAUACCGGAACGUUCUGGGGAUCGGUUGUACAACACUUGUUGUGUAUUUGGUUCUGACGGAAAACUGAAAGCUAAGCAUCGGAAGAUACACCUUUUUGAUAUUGACAUUCCUGGGAAGAUUACCUUUAUGGAAUCUAAGACUCUUACUGCCGGGGAGACUCCAACCAUUGUUGAUACAGAUGUUGGGCGUAUCGGCAUAGGUAUCUGUUAUGACAUUCGGUUUCAGGAACUGGCUAUGAUAUAUGCAGCAAGAGGUGCUCACUUGCUAUGCUAUCCUGGGGCAUUCAACAUGACAACUGGACCACUGCACUGGGAGUUAUUACAGAGGGCAAGGGCUACAGAUAAUCAGUUAUAUGUUGCGACCUGUUCCCCUGCCCGAGAUGAUAAAGGCAGUUAUGUAGCCUGGGGCCACUCCACUCUCAUAGGACCAUUCGGAGAAGUUCUAGCUACUACUGAACAUUCUGAGGAUAUAAUUGUAGCGGAGAUUGAUUAUUCGCUCAUGGAUCUCAGAAGGGAAAACCUUCCAUUAUCAAAGCAACGCCGAGGUGAUCUUUACCAGUUGGUAGACAUCCAAAGGCUUAAUUCUCAGUGAUUUGAGGCAGGAAUGUUAAAAGAUUUGUAUGGUGCACAGAAGAAGUUUUAUUGUGGAAGAGGGGCACUAUGAUUAAAAUGAUGAGACUAGCAUUGCCUUUGAAUCUAUUGAAAAAUCUUUGAUUUGGUAAUGUGAAGUUGAACAUUUAAGUAAUUACCAAACACUCAAUCCUGUCAGGAGUAUUUUUGGUAUUGUGUUGCUAGUUGGCAAGAUAAAGAGGUAGAAGGCGUGGAUAUGAUAUGUAUACAUGUUUAUUCUCAGAAUGUGCAACAUGCAACUACUACAUAAAGAAUAAAAUGUCAUUAAA